This is a messenger RNA of Pangasianodon hypophthalmus (striped catfish), 3771 nucleotides long. RefSeq names its product nexilin (F actin binding protein) (gene nexn). Gene Ontology annotation, cellular component: axon; plasma membrane. Gene Ontology annotation, molecular function: cell-cell adhesion mediator activity. The coding region runs from base 259 to 2763 and encodes 834 amino acids. The record is from RefSeq and is a predicted model, not a curated record. Lineage: Eukaryota; Metazoa; Chordata; Actinopteri; Siluriformes; Pangasiidae. Gene Ontology annotation, biological process: axon guidance; homophilic cell-cell adhesion; dendrite self-avoidance. The transcript has 15 exons.
UCCGUCUGUAAGCCUCACUCAUUCUCCUGUCAGUCAGAGUAACACACACACACACACACACUGACACAGACAUACACGCUCACACACACACAUACACACAGUGUGGAAUUACGGAUCCGGAUCUCGCUGUGGACACCAGAACUUUUUUUUUUUGGAGAAAAGUUCUUAUGAGAGUCAGGAAGAGGAGGAACUACAAACCGGCUUCAUCUGAAGGAUCUGUCUUUAGGCCUCGUCAUCCUGUCUAGCAGAGACGCCAGAAUGACCGACGUCAUAAGCCUCGACAACACAAGGCACAAGAAAGACACGACACACCUAGCUAACAAGGAGAACCACAAGACUCAGGAGGAGAAAAUGAAAGGCUUGACGGAGGAAAAAGAGACAAAGAAGACCGGCAGGGCGAAAAAGCGUGAAAGGCCACAGAAGAGCUCGGAGGCCGGCAUCACUGAGGUGGCAAACAUGAAUGACGUCGGAAUCUUGGAGGACGACUUGACGGAGAAGACAGGAGCCAACCUGACAGACGUCGCACUAAAACAAGAGAGACUCCUCACGUCCAAUAAACCAGUGCAGAAGAGCUACGUCCCAAAAACGGGCAAAGGAGACGUAAAGAGCAAGUUUGAGGCCAUGCAGAAGGUCAGGGAGGAGAGGAACCGCAUGAGGAGCGAGGAGGAGCAGAAGAAACGCAAGGAUCAGUACAUCAAAGAGCGAGAGCGGCUCCGCAAAAAGCAAAUGAUAAAAGAGCUACUUGCAUCCAGCGACGAGGAGGAGGAGGAAGUACAACCGGUCAAGGUUGAGAAAUCUUACGUCCCCAAGAUCAUCGGCAGCGUGAAGGGGAAGUUUGCUGAGAUGGAGAAGCAGAGGCAGGAAGACCAGAGGAGGAAGACGGAGGAAGAGAGGAAGAAGCGCAUCACUCAGGAGGCCUUGGAGAAGGCCAAGAUUCAGAAGGAGUUAGCCAAGAAGGCGGAGAAGGAUGGAGACAACAGCGUCUUGGUGCAAGUCGUUCCAGCUAAAACACAGAAGCAACCUGGGAAGAUUAAAAUGAAGUUCGAGGACAUGGAGAAGAGUCGAGAGGAGGAGAUGAAAAGGAGGAACGAGGAGGAAAAGAAGAAGAGAUAUGAUGAGAAUCGGCACUCGUUCAGAGAGGCCAAGCGACGCUCCGUUUCCACAAACCAGGAUGAUGAGGAGACCCAGAGGAAAGAGAAGGAGCGUGUGACUCCAGGAAAGCUGCGUCUGACGUUCGAGGAGCAGGAGAAGGAGAGGCAGGAGCAGCAGAGGAAGCAGGCCGAGGAGGAGGCCAGGAGGAGGCUCCAGGAGGAGAAGAAAGCUUUCGAGGAGGCCAAACUGGACAUGGCUCAGGACGAUGAGGACGUGACCACCGAACAGGGCGAGAAGGAAGAGAUCCGGCCGGGGAAACUGAGGCUCAGCUUCGAGGAGCUAGAACGACAGAGACUGGAGGAUGAACACAAACGUGUCGAGGAAGAAAGGAAGAGACGCAUCCUGGAGGAGAGGAAGGCGUUCGCCGACGCCAGGAAGAGCAUGCAUCUAGACGACGAAGACGACGUCCUGCUGGCUGCCAUGAGCGUCGACGUCGGGGACACGCCAGGUAAACUGGCCAUCAGCUUCGAGGACCUGGAGAGGCAGAGACGUGAGGAAGAGCAGAAGAGGAAGGAGGAAGAGGCCAAGCGUCGCCUGGAGGAGGAGAAGAAGCUGUUCGCGGAGGCUCGAAAGAACAUGAGCUCGUCCCAGGAUCAGGGCGAUGCGGCGGCGCUCGAGGCAGGAGAAGUGCAGGAUGAGGACGACACCCUGGUGAGGACGGCGUCGCAGGAAGCAAUGCAUCCUGGGAAACUGGAGAUCAAUUUCGAGGAGAUGAUGAAGAUGAAAGAGGAGGAGGAGCGGAAAAAUAAGGAGGAAGCACGGCGUAAGAAGAUGGAGAUGGAGAAGAAGGAGUUCGAGCAACUGCGUCAGGAGAUGGGCGAGGAGGAGAUCAACGAGACGACGGAGGUGGUGAGCUCUGAGUAUGAGGAGCUGACAAAACUGAAGAGAACCGGCUCCAUCCAGGCCAAGAACCUGAAAGUGAAGUUUGAGAAGAUCAAGCAGCUCACGGAGGAGGAGAUCCAGAGGAAGAUCGAAGAGGAGAGAGCGAGGAGGAAAGCCAUCGAUGAGGAGAUCAAAGAGAGGGAAGCGGAGCGCUGCGUGGAGGACGAGGACGAGGACUUGAAGGGCGCUGUGAAGGUGGAGGACGCGCCGUUCAGGCAGAAAGUGGACAUGCGCGCACGGUUCGAGCAGAUGGCCAAAGCGCGUGAGGAGGAGGAGAAGAGGAGGAUCGAAGAGCAGAAGCUCCAGAGGAUGCAGUUCGAGCAGCAGGAAAUCGACGCUGCUCUCCAAAAAAAAAGGGAGGAUGAAGAUGAAGAGGAAGGCAGCGUUGUGAACGGCUCGGCAGCCUACGACGAGGAGGACGAUCACGGCCAGUCGGGCGCUCCGUGGUUCAAAAAGCCCCUGAAGAACCAGACGGUGGUGGACUCUGAGCCUGUGCGCUUCACGGUUAAGAUCACGGGCGAGCCCAAGCCUGAGGUGACGUGGUGGUUCGAGGGUGAGCUGCUGCAGGACUGCGAGGACUAUCAGUACAUCGAGCGCGGCGAGACCUACUGCCUCUACCUGCCCGAGACCUUCCCUGAGGACGAGGGCGAGUACAUGUGCAAGGCUGUGAACAGCCGCGGCACUGCCGCCAGCACGUGUAUCCUCACUAUCGAAACUGAGGACUACUGACAUGCCCCAUCGCUCUCUCUCUCCAGAACUUUCCCUGUAUUUUUCAUGUCUUUAUUCUUUUUUAAAAAUGUUCAUAUCUCAUGGUAGGGCCAAACAUUCUUCUUCAGAGGAGGAAAGCAGCCUGUGUAUGCGUGUGUGUGUGUUUUUUUUUCACCAUUCCUCCAAAGAAUCUGCUCAAAGUUGAAGUGAAAGAUGUGUAGUUUACAUGCGAAAGCUGGCCUCGCUGUCAGAAGGAAGAUUUUCAGUGAAUUUGUGCCAAAAACAGACACACAGUUUCCAUGAGUUGUUAAUACGUACAGUACACUUCAAUUUGAAAAGAUUUAUGGCUUGAAUAACACAACAGGGUCAACUGCUGUUUCUACUUUACGGAGGAAUGAAAGAAGUCGACUGUUUAAGAGAAUCGUUCUCUCAGAAAUCAAAAUAAUCUUGAAAAAGACAAAAUCUGAAAAACUAUAAAACUUGUCAUGUUACCGAAAAACAGCAACGCGUAAACAGCUUUACCUCUGACUGUUACAAAGCACUGACACUGGAGACUCCUUCCAUAAAUGUUACAUAAACAUCACCUUACAGAAAACUUCACCACAUCAACGAUUUUUUGCAGAGUAAAAACCCCUGUGAAUGAGCUGUUACUAUAGAAACGAUAACGUAUCAGAACGAGCGCGUUAAUAUAAACCUGCACUACUGUCAGAGCUGCUGUUCCAGAGAAUUAAUCAACAGCCAUACGAGUCAUUAGCUGACUGAUUUCUGAGUGAUCUGUUCCUUUAUCAAUUGUUUAUUUUUCUUAAACGAUGCCGCAGCAGCAGAUUUCCUCCUCUCUGUGGUUUAAAGUUGCUCAUUUGAUGAAUUGUUCACAUUUUCAUGAGGCCAUGUGUUUUUAUGUUGAAUUAAAGACUAUCGUGAUUACGCAUAAACACUCUGCUGAGGUUUGCAUACAGUGAGUUUAGGAUAGAAAUAUUUAAAAAGAUAUUUGUGAUAUUUAACCUUUUAAUAAAAUGAAUAAAAACUAAA